AUGAACCACAAGAUCAUGAUCUGAGCCAAAGUUGGAUGCUUAACCCACUGAGUCACCCAAGCACCCCUUGACCUACUGACUUGCUUCUGAAUAGACCAUAGCACAAGUGAUGAGAUGCCUAUUCUGAGAUUAGGCUAUAAAUGACUGUGACUUCUCUAUUGCUUGCUCCAUUUUUCUCUGAUGAAGCAAACUGUAAAUCAUGAACUGUCCUAUGGACAGGCCCAUGUGACAAAGAGGUGAAGGCAGCCUCUAGCCAGCAGCAGUGAAGGAAUUGACUCCUGCCAAGAAUCAUGUUAGUGAGCUUGGAAGUAGGCCCUUCCCUAAUCUAGCUUUCAGGUGAGAUUGCAGCCCCUGUUGGCAUCUUGGUUACGUUUUAAGAGAGACCCUAAAAAAAGGAUCCAACUAAGCUAUGCCUGAAUUUCUGCCCAGAGGCACUGUGAUAAAAUACAUGUAUGAUGUUUAAGACACUAGCAGUAAUAGAUAACUAAUAUAAAUCUAUAUACCGAAAAGCACACAUAAGUGCAUGGCUUGAUGAACUUUUAUAAACUGAACAUUCCUGUGAAACAAGUAGGUAGAUGAAGAAACAGAAAAUUAUCGGAAUCCUAGAAAACCCUACUCAUAUUAGCUUGUAGUAGUCAUUAGCUGAACUGUCCUGUUCCCCUUCCCUGGUCAAAAAUAACCUCUAUCCUGACUUCUGAGAGCAUACAUUUGCUUUGCUUGUUUUGGUACCUUAUGUGAAUGGAGUCAUACAAUAUGUAAAAUAUCUUUUUUUGAGCAGAUUCUCAGAGAGAUCCCUUGAUACAUUUAGAACCACUGAGAUGCAUGGAGAGAGAGCCAAUGAUUGACAUGUUUGUCAGUAGUUAUCAAUCACUGUCUUGAUCUGAGAGUAGGUGAUUUGAUUUUAGAAGAGAAAUAUUGGUUACUGGACAGAAACUGUUCUAGAACAGGAGGAGCAAUUCAUUCAGUGACCAUGGUUUUGCAGCCAUGUGCAGUGAGUUAGUUCCUUUUGUGGCGGGUCUCUGCUCCCCAUGCUAUUUUUUGUCUAUAAUUUGAUUUCCUGAGAAACCAAGCCCAGAAAAAAAUAACCACAAUUAGCCAUAUUUAAAACUCUCCAUGAACCAACACCCCAGUGUUUGGGGUUUUAUUUAGUCUUUCACAAGGUUGGUUAGUGGGAGUCAGAGCCCCUAGAAUAUGAUUAACACCAGAUGUAAUAAGACUGAAUAUCUAAGGGCACCUGGCUGGCUCAGUUGGAAGAGCACCCAACUCUUAAUCUUGGGGUUGUAAAUUUGAGUCCCACAUUGUGUACAGAGAUUACUAAAGAAAAUAAAUAAUAGUUUUAAAAAAAGACUGAAUUUCUAGAUCUAGUUGCUAACAAUAAUGGCAGUGUGCUUACUAUGAUUUAGGUUCUAUGUUAAACACUUUACAUAUAUCACUUAAAAACAAGCACACCCUUAUGUAGUUAUUAUUUAGAUAUUUUGUAAAUGAGGAAACAGAGAUUAAUCAACUAGCCUAAGAUCAUGCUCAGAUCAUAUAGCUAGUCAGAGGCCAACUGGGGAGUCACAUACAGUUUCAUACACUUCCACUUUGAGUUUUUAGCUACUGAACUGUAGUACCCCACAGAGCUCAAGAUCAAAGUCUUCUUGUGACAGUGAAGAUCCACUUGAGUAGUCAGCUAUAUUUCUUAUCCCUGCCAUUUAUCUGUCCAUCCAUUCAGUGAUCUGUUUAAUCACCAUUUAUCUACCUGCCAUGGUCUGAAUGUUUGUGUCCCUCCAAAAUUCAUAUGUUGAAAUCCUAAACCCUCAUGUUGAUGGUAUUAACAGACGGGGGUCUUUGGAAGGUGAUUAGGUCAUGAGGGUGGGGCCCUCAUGAAUGAGAUAAAUGCCCUUGUAAAAGAGGCCCAAGAGAGCUCCCUUGUCCCUUCCUACCAUGCUAGUAUAUCAGAAGUCUGCAACCUGGAAGAGGGCUAUCACCCAAACCAUGGUGGCACCCUGAUCUUGUACUUCCAGUCUCCAGAACUGUAGGAAAUACAUUUCUGUUGUUUGUAAGCCACCCAGUCUGUGGCAUUUUGUUCUAGAAGACUGAAUGGAUUAAGACAUCAUCCAACCUUUCAACCAUCCAUCCAACCCUCAUCCAUUCAUCUAACCAUCCAUCUAAUCUCAGAUACCAUGUGGCUAUCCAUUCCAUAAAUACCAAGGGCUUCUUCUAUGCUGAUUCUAUUCCAGGAAGAGGCUGAAUGCAGGGUUGACUAGGAUACAACAGCUUAGGUUCCCAAUAGACUUGAAACUCCCUGAGGGUAGAAUCUCUUGUUUUUAUAUCUUCAGUACAUAAAAUAUGAUUUGGCUCUGUAUUCCUUUCCAAUCUUAUUUCACCAGGCUAUGUUCUUGCUCAUUCCUCUUCAACAACACUGGUCUCUUUCUGUUUCUGGAAUGAACUAAGCCCCCUUUGGCCUAAGGACUUCAGCAAUUGCUGAAGUCAUACAACAGUCAAUAACUGGCUCUGUCUUAUCCUUUGCAUUUUAGCUAAAAUGUCUUAUCACCAGAGGGACUUUUUCUGACCACCUUAUCUAAAGAAGACACUCUCUGCCCCUCUGCUAGAAAUGAUUGCUUAUCACUCAUCCUGUUUUUUUUAUGGCAUUUCUCACAAUCUGUAAUCAUCUUGUUUACUCAUUGCUUAUUUUCUAACUCCCUAAUUAGAAAAAUAAGCCCCAGGAGGCCAGGCAUUAAGUUUCUUAUGUUCUUUCUACAUGCCUUCAGCCUGGUAAGCCCAGUAACUGGCACAUAGUAGGUCUUCAAUAUUUAUUUGUUGAAUAAAUGGAUGAAAGAUGCAUGAUUAGAUCUUCCCAGUAUUAACAAGCUUGAGGAGUACUACAAAACAAACCUGAAAGAUAGAGGAGGAACAGAGAGGGCCUCGACAGAAAAGCAGAAGGGGUUACGCUUGAUGUGAACAUAGAGACCCAGUAGAGGCUCUUGGGUUGCAGGAUGAAAACAGUGAUUUAGAGGGAGGACUUGGUAUGCGGCAGUCUGCCAUAAAUGCUUAAUUUAAGCGAUUCACUGCAGCAUCUUGCGAUGAAUUACUGUAAGAGUUAAUCAGGUCCUAGGACCUGAGCUGUAUUUUUUUCCUUCUGAGAGGUUAUACAGUGUGGGAACUCAGCAUGGAUCUAGGAGUUUUAUAGAAUUAUAUGUAAUAAUUAAUUGACUAUAGUGAAUUAUAGACCAAGUGAUCAUGGUGAAAACCCUGUAAGGUGGGAUCCAUGUCUGUUUACUGCAGGCAUCUGGCCUGUAGGAGAUAAAUUAUUUGUUCAAUGAAUGAGUGGAAUAGUCAUGCACCUUGGCAGAGGUGUGUUAGAUUGGAUCUGCUGUUAGGCGUGUGACCUCUGAGAUCUUUAACCUGGCUAAGGGUCAGUUUUCUCAUCUGGAAAAGAGGGAGAGGAUUUAAUUCACAGGUUUUUAAAUGAGAGCUUAUGGGAAAAAUCUCUGACACAGACUGGACAGUCAGUAAUUUCAUUUCCUUCUGCUACUUUGGAGAUGCUAAACCUGCCCUGACUAGGAUUUCCUAUUGGCUUUUCCCAAGAGCCCCGUGACUUGAAAUAGUUAGAACAUAUGGUGAUAUUUAGUUUUUUCCAUUUUUGGUCCUUUUCAAUGUAAAAUUGGAAUUUUGUCUCUGAAAUUUACUAGCUGAGUGACCUCUUUGUGCUUCAAUUUAUCUCUAAAAUGGGUGUAAUAGUACCUACUUCAUAGAAGUAGCAUAAGGAUUAAAUGAGAUGCUAUACUAAGGGUUUGUACUAGGGCCUGGUACACAGGUGCUCAAUAAUUGUUAGCUAUGAUUAUUUAGAAUUUCAUUUUUUACUCUCCUUAAUACUGUCAACUUUUCUCUCCUCCCUCUGUUGGCAAUCGCAGUGCCUACAACCUCUUCUGGAGAAUAGGCUGAUUCUGAGGUGCAAUCUGAAAUAAAUGGCUUCAGUAGAUUCUUCUAGACAUAACAAAUGAAGAGACUUAAAACGGGAAGAGCGUUAAGGUGGGAGCAUUAGGACACUGAAAAGAGUUUUUGAGCCUGUGGCAGAGAGCCCAGGAAAGAAAAAGGUUUAAGCAAGGAACCAGGUGCGUCCACUUUCCAGUGAAUUUGGAGACAGCAAACAAUGUUCACAUGUAAGCCCCUAAAUGCCUCAGGACUGCUCUUUGGAACAUUCAUCAGCUGAACACAGUAUGCAUGGUGUCCCUCCUCUUUUCAUUAGCAUUUUCCUACUUUGAAAAAAGUAGGUGCAUUGUUCCUAGAAAGUGGAGAGAAGUCAAGGAAAACACUCCUGUGUGUGGGCUGGAGUGUCUGUCACGGGGUUAUGGAGAAUGUCUUGCACAUCAUUCUAUCUCCAACACCUAGCACGGUUCCUACCCUAGUAGGAGCUCAAAACAUGUUUGAAGAAUUAUUUUCAAACUUUAGAUGGCCUUCCAAAGAAGCUUGUCGUGCCUACACGCGGCCGCAAGCAGGUCCGCGCCUAGAAAUAACAUUUAUUCUAAGGGCCUCCGCGCAGGGAUUCUUGGGAAGCUGUUCCCCACGCAAACUCCCCUUACUCCUCCCCUCGGUCGCCUUUGAAAGAACUAGCACGCUACGUGAUUCUCUCCUUUAUCCCACCUCUGAAAGCCUGACUGAUAAUGGGCAAGAGCGUAGACCAACCAUAAAACUUUAUUUCCUCUUCCAGCCAAUAGAAAGAGGCGACAAGUAUGUGGCUCAGCUUUUGUGACUUCCCUCGUCCCCUCACUCCUCCUCUAAGAUUCAACAUUUGACAACUCAUCCCGCCAAUGAGAAGUUCCUACUCUGCAUGGGAGGGAGGGACUGACUGGGUGAUAGACGCCCGCACCUGGCCAAUGGAGUAUCACAAGUGAGGGAGGGGUAUAGGGCGCAACCAAUGGCGCGGUGCCAAUAACGAGCAGCAGGGAAAGGGCGGGACGAAACUGUUCAAGGGAGGGAGGGGAAGGCCCAGGGAAUCAAGCAGCGCUGCUGCCGCCGCUGCAGCCCGAGCUGGAGGAGGGAGAAGCCAGGAAGAAAAUGGCGGCCGUGGCUGCAGAGGCGGCAGCGACUGCAGCGUCCCCCGGGGAGGGGGGCGCCGGCGAGGCCGAGCCGGAGAUGGAGCCCAUCCCCGGCAGCGAGGCUGGCACUGACCCCCUCCCGGUCACGGCGACUGAAGCAUCUGUGCCGGACGGCGAGGCCGACGGGCAGCAGUCUUCUCCCCAGGCCGACGAGCCGCCGCUCCCGCCGCCACCGCCGCCGCCGGGGGAGCUCUCCCGCAGCCCGGAGGCGGCGGGGCCAGAGCUGGAAGCUGAGGAGAAGCUGCCCGCUCGGGUGGCGGAGCCGGCGGCAGCCGCGCCUCAGGGAGGGCCCGAGCUUCCACCUUCCCCUGCACCGCAGCCCGAGCAGCCCCCCGCUCCCGAGGAGCGCCAGGAACCGCCGCUGCCCCAGCCCGCAGCCCCGGCGCUCGUGCCGCCGGCGGGCGGGGACUCCGCGGUGUCGCAGCUGAUUCCCGGCUCGGAGGUGCGGGUCACGCUGGACCACAUCAUUGAGGACGCGCUCGUCGUGUCGUUCCGUCUAGGGGAGAAGCUCUUCUCCGGUGUCCUCAUGGAUCUGUCCAAAAGGUUUGGGCCCCAUGGGAUCCCUGUGACAGUAUUUCCCAAAAGGGAAUAUAAGGACAAACCUGAAGCCAUGCAGCUCCAAAGUAAUACAUUCCAAGAAGGGACGGAAGUCAAGCGUGAAGUGAACGGUGCUGUUCCUGAUGACCCUUCUCCAGUCUCGCCUCCCGAGCCGAGCCUGGCUGAAAGCCUGUGGACUUGCAAACCACCACCUCUCUUUCAUGAAGGAGCACCUUAUCCUCCCCCUUUGUUUAUCAGGGACACAUAUAACCAGUCAAUACCUCAGCCACCUCCUCGGAAAAUCAAGCGACCCAAACGAAAAAUGUACAGGGAAGAGCCUACUUCAAUAAUGAAUGCUAUUAAACUACGACCCAGGCAAGUCCUGUGUGACAAAUGUAAAAACAGUGUUGUUGCUGAAAAAAAGGAAAUUAGAAAAGGUAGCAGUGCAAGUGACUCUUCUAAAUACGAAGACAAGAAACGGAAAAACGAAAGUGUAACUGCUGUGAACAAAAAACUGAAAACUGACCAUAAAGUGGAUGGGAAAAACCAAAAUGAAAGCCAGAGAAGAAAUACUGUGGUUAAGGUUUCCAGUAUUGCUCACAGCAGAGGCAGAGUAGUCAAAGUUUCUGCUCAGGCAAAUACAUCAAAAGCUCAGUUAAGUACUAAAAAAGUGCUCCAGAGUAAGAACAUGGAUCAUGCAAAAGCUCGGGAAGUGUUGAAAAUUGCCAAAGAAAAGGCACAGAAGAAGCAGAGCGAAACCUCUACAUCCAAAAAUGCACACUCAAAAGUCCAUUUCACACGUCGAUAUCAGAGUCCUAGCUCAGGUUCCCUUCCACCCCGGGUUCGUUUAAAACCACAGAGGUACAGGAAUGAAGAGAAUGACUCUUCUUUGAAGACAGGACUUGAGAAAAUGCGGAGUGGCAAGAUGGCACCCAAGCCCCAGUCUCGCUGCACCUCCACCCGCUCAGCAGGUGAGGCCCCUUCAGAAAAUCAGAGUCCCUCAAAAGGCCCCGAAGAGGCCAGCAGUGAGGUUCAGGACACCAAUGACGUGCUUGUGCCUGGUGAGCGGGAUGAACCACAGACACUGGGCAAAAAGGGCAGCAAAAGCAGUAUCUCUGUUUACAUGACCCUAAAUCAAAAGAAACCUGACUCUUCCAGUGCUUCCGUGUGUAGCAUUGAUAGCACAGAUGAUUUGAAAUCCUCCAACUCUGAGUGUAGUUCUUCUGAAAGCUUUGAUUUUCCUCCAGGCAGUAUGCAUGCACCUUCCACCUCCUCCACUUCCUCCUCUUCAAAGGAAGAGAAAAAGCUCAGUAAUUCCUUGAAAAUGAAAGUCUUUUCCAAAAACGUCUCUAAAUGCGUCACACCAGAUGGCAGGACCAUAUGUGUAGGGGACAUUGUUUGGGCCAAGAUCUAUGGCUUUCCUUGGUGGCCAGCCCGUAUUCUUACUAUAACUGUGAGCCGGAAAGAUAGCGGCCUUUUAGUCCGACAGGAGGCCCGUAUUUCAUGGUUUGGGUCUCCAACAACCUCUUUUCUUGCUCUUUCGCAACUCUCCCCCUUUUUAGAAAACUUCCAGUCACGCUUUAAUAAGAAGAGAAAGGGCCUGUAUCGCAAGGCUAUCACAGAGGCGGCUAAGGCUGCCAAGCAGCUGACCCCUGAAGUGCGGGCUCUGUUGACACAGUUUGAAACGUGAACAUGGACAGUAAGGUAGGCAAGAACCAUCGGAAGGCGCCACAGAUUUUCUAGUCUAGUUAGGAGUAACUUCUACAAAAUAGCUUGGCCAAAUCGGAGAGAGAAAUUGUACUCAGUUGGCUGCUUUUUUAUACUUACCUUAUAGCCAUUUUUAGACUGAGAAGCUAAAAUUGAACAAGCAAUCAAUUUGUCUUAAGGAAGUGAGAUUUCAGCAGUGUUUUUCAGUUUUGAAGUCAAACCAUCCCAAGGCAUAGGAGCCAUAGCCUCAACUGAAAAUGAAUUUUUGCAGGGACUGUUAAUUGCCAUUUGUACCUUGUACUGUAUGUGUGUAUAUUUAUAUAUAUAUAUACACACACAUACAUAUAUGUGUGUAUAUGCAUACAUACAUAUAUACAUACAUACACACAUACACAUAUAUAUGUAUGUGUGUGUAUAUAUAUAUAUAUAUAUAUAUAUAAGAUAGAGCCUGUCACUAUGUGACACAGGUUGCAUAUUUGGGAUUGCAGUAAGGGCUGGUGAGCUGGGGGCGGGGGGUAAUAGUGUGGAUAUUUAAUGACGUCUUGUUUUUAAUUAAUGAACACUUAGCCUUUCUAUGUGCAUAAUGGCGCAAGAGUUUGAUACUUAGGUGUUUGACAGACUGAGAUGCUUGCUAUUCAGUUGCAGACUGGGGAAAGAGCCCGGUAUUUGGGGUUAAGACUUUCAAGGCUGACUAGGUUUUUGAAUCAUCACUCUCUUUUGUCCAAUGGGGAUUUAACAAAAACUUUCAAAUUUCUGGUUUGGGAGUUUAGGUAGGUUUGUCUUUGGAUGUGUAAAUAGUUGAUUGCUAAAUUUGGUCAGAUUUCUCCUGACUGGCUGUUCCUAAAUUCUUAGGAUACGUCCUGGUAAAUUACACUUUGUGAAUUAAUUGUCAUAUGUGUAAUUGUUGCAUUUUGGAUGUACCUAAUUUGAUAAUUUUUAAAAGAUAUUUCCGUUUAAGGUAUCUGUUUGCAGGUCAGAAAAUGAGAAAAUGUAAUUGUGUAAUGCUCUGAAAUGUAAAAAAAAAAAAAAAAA
This is a messenger RNA of Lynx canadensis (Canada lynx), 8357 nucleotides long. It is a transcript of the gene PWWP2A, whose product is annotated as PWWP domain containing 2A. Gene Ontology annotation, molecular function: histone binding; chromatin binding. The transcript has 2 exons. The record is from RefSeq and is a predicted model, not a curated record. NCBI's taxonomy places the organism in Eukaryota, Metazoa, Chordata, Mammalia, Carnivora, Felidae. Gene Ontology annotation, cellular component: nucleus. Bases 5041 to 7308 code for a protein of 755 amino acids.